CAAUUAUUUUCGAAAGAGGGAAUAUUAAUUAGAAGAAAUGGUAAAUAGUCAAAUAGAGAUCUAAUAUUGGAAGGUAAAAGGAAUCCUGAUAGAAGAUAAAAAGUUCCUUAAUAGGGCUUUCUAAUUGCACUCUUGAAUUAAUGUUGUAACGGUACGACAUUGAGGACCAAAAGAACAGAAUCAAAGCCAUGAGCACGACUGCUGGAAUAUGCAGCCCAGUUUUCAACUCACGGGAUAGACAAGAGAAGGAUAGUUUUGAAAAUAUAUUUGAAGCCAUGAACCGAUGUAGCAAAGUUAUUGUUCCAGCAGACUCUGUAAUGGCUAUUCUCUUAGCAUUACCUGUCAAGUCGCUUUUGCGUUUUAAAAGCGUAUGUUGGUCCUGGCGUGACUUAAUCCUCUCCCGCCGCUUCAGCAACAUGCAUCAGGAUUGAGCCAAGCGCAACAGCUUAAUAUGUUUCUACGAAAGUGACGAUGACAGUGGGAUAAGAUCAUAUAACAGCGUCUCAGUGUCCGAAGAUGGAAUUAUUACCGAUUUACUUUUACCUCCUCCUACUCUUCCUAAAAGAUCUAACAUUUAUGUGGCAGCCGUUUGUAGAGGGAUGGUAUGCUUUUCACAGGGAUCGUGCCCUCUAUCAGCGGUGGUGUGGAACAUUGCUACAAGGGAGUUCAGGAUUUUCCAUGGCAUUGGAGAAUCAGGCAUAAAGAAUGUUACGCGCCUUUAUUGCGAUAUACUACAGGUUUCACCUUCCUUCCCAGCACCAACGAGACAAGUUGGUUAGGGUCAUUAUCUACUCUUAACAAUACAGCGUCUAUUAAAAUCACCACGUGGAAUGAUGAUGGUCUUAGUAUCCCCGCAAAGAUAAUGGAGACGGAUUUUCCGUAUAAGAUCACCCAAUAUGGGCGUUGUUUGAAUGCAAACGAAACUAUUCAUUGGUUAGGGCAUAAAAUCGGAGGAGGACCGAAUAUUGUAAUUGCCUUUGAUAUGGUCGAGGACAAAUUUCGAGAGAUAUCUACACCAUUUAAUGAUGAAAAACCAGGGGAGUAUAAACGGUACCACCGGAAGCUCGCACUAUUGAAUGAAAAUACACUAGCUAUUUUUGGUACAUCAUAUUCUUGGACAGGUUAUCUGUCAUCUCAAGUUUGGGCUCUCAAUGACUAUGGAGGUGCUUCAGAAAGUUGGGUUAAGCAAUACACAUUCGAAACAUGUUUCAACCUGCAUCCGAUGGGUUUUUGGUUUAAUGGUGAAGUGGUUUUCGCUAGAAUGGACGGCGCACCAGUAAGAAUGGGUUUGUACGAUGCCCGCACCAAUCAAAUUAAAGAUUUUCCAGUUGAUAUUGACUGUCACUUCUACUACUACUCGUCAAUCAUCUAUCACAAGGAGAGCCUUGUUCCACUUCCCCACAUGGAGACGACAAACAACAUCUGUUCUAAUAAAUAUUGCCCUUUUCAAGAUGCAGAGAGACUUGCCAGUAAUUACAAAUAAAUUUCUCAAACGGUCACUCAACUAUGUGGAAUUAUUUAGUAAAGUUACUUUAACUUAUUUUUUGUAUUAAUAAAGUCAUUCAACUUUUGGAUUUUCUCUUACAA
Messenger RNA from Lycium barbarum (goji berry), 1587 nucleotides. RefSeq lists its product as uncharacterized. Lineage: Eukaryota; Viridiplantae; Streptophyta; Magnoliopsida; Solanales; Solanaceae. The transcript has 2 exons. The coding region runs from base 605 to 1483 and encodes 292 amino acids. The record is from RefSeq and is a predicted model, not a curated record.